AUGAUGCCAAUUUCGAUACCGCUAUGGCUGGCUUUUGUCGGCAUCGCCGGCCUAACCUUAUUGAUUCAUCAAAUCUUCCAAGUCGGACGAAGGCCGAAGAAUAUGCCCCCAGGGCCACCAACUUUGCCUAUAGCCGGCAACCUCCACCAAUUGCCGUCAAAGGAUGUGCACGUCAAGUUCAAGGAGUGGGCUGACGAAUAUGGGGAAAUCUAUUCCGUGAUGCUUGGUAACCAACGUAUGGUUGUCCUGAAUUCACCGCGAGUUGUCAAAGACUUGAUCGAUCAGCGAUCCAACAACUAUUCCUCACGACCUGAGAUGUAUGUCGGCCAGACACUGAUAUCGGGUGGUUACCGCCUGGUCCUCAUGCAAUACGAUGAAGGAUGGCGUCUAGCCCGCAAAAUGAUCCACAACCUUCUCAACAUCAAAACUGCCGUCGAAUAUAUUCCGUAUCAAGAACUCGAACUUCGGCAGAUGCUGGCAGACAUGAUAAAAAAGCCCAACAGAUAUCACGAUCAUGUCAGACGCUACAGCACGUCGUUGGUCACAAGCAUGACAUUUGGAUGGCGAAGUUUAGCUUUUAACGACCCGGAUGUUAAGCAAAUCUACGAGGGUUUCGAAGAAUUUGCUGUGGCGUCGCAGGUGUCUGCUUCGGUACUAGAUUACUUCCCGAUUUUGCGGCAUCUUCCCGACUUCAUCAAUCCUAGCAAGAAGAAGGGCAAGCAGCUUCACCAGGAAGAAAUAGCGUUGUACAAGAGCUAUGUGCUCAAAGUAAAAGAUAGAAUCACAAAAGGAAUUGCAAGCAAGAACUUCUGUGAAGACAUGUUCAAGUCACAGGAGAAAAUGGGGUUCUCAGAUGAUUGGGCAAGCUAUGUGAGCGGUACUCUUCUUGAAGCGGGAUCUGACACUACGGCCUCUAUCUUCCUCUCAUUCGCAGUGGCUAUGAUCAAUUUUCCAGAGGUCCAGAAGAAAGCCCAAGAAGAGAUUGACCGUGUGAUUGGGCCCGACAAACUGCCAACUAUGGCUGACGAGCCCAAUUUGCAAUACAUGCGUGGCGUUGUUAAAGAGUCGCUUCGAUUCCUGCCUUCAAGCAUCCUCGGCAUCGUUCCUCACGCAACGACCAAUGAAGACACAUACAAGGGAUACACGUUCCCAGCAAAGACUGGCAUGAUGAUCAAUGUGUGGGCCCUGAAUAACGACCCAGAAAGAUAUCCGAAUCCCCGAAAUUUUGACCCAGACAGGUAUAAGAAUGACUUUAUGCGCGCCCAGGAGAGUGCCAGCCAGAAUGAUCCUUACAAGCGCGAUCAUUUCACCUUUGGUGCUGGCCGGCGCGUAUGUCCAGGCCUAAAUAUAGCUGAGCGCUCGCUCUUCUUAGGUUUCACAUAUAUUCUGUGGGCGUUUACAUUUGAACAUGAUCUAGAUGAGAACGGCAACAGGAUCCCGGUAUCUACUGAAGCAGUCACUCAAGGGAUUGUGUGUCGACCUACACCAUUUGCGUACAGACUGAUAGAGAGAGACCCUGAACGGACUCUACGUGCCCUUAAGGCAUGGGAUAGUGCCAAGGAGCUUCUGGGGAAAUACCCUGAGGGUAUCAGAAGCACCCAGUACGCUAAGGAUUGGAAGGACUUUACCGCCCAGGAAAAGCUUUAG
This is a messenger RNA of Penicillium pulvis, 1647 nucleotides long. RefSeq names its product cytochrome P450. Lineage: Eukaryota; Fungi; Ascomycota; Eurotiomycetes; Eurotiales; Aspergillaceae. Gene Ontology annotation, molecular function: heme binding; iron ion binding; oxidoreductase activity, acting on paired donors, with incorporation or reduction of molecular oxygen. The record is from RefSeq and is a predicted model, not a curated record. The coding region runs from base 1 to 1647 and encodes 548 amino acids. The transcript has 4 exons.